UUUCCUCCACAAUGGUCUUGGUGAGGCUUUUAGUGCUGUCUCUAUUUCACAUGUCUCUGGGUGGGUCGCAGCCCACCCAGAGUUCACAACAGGCGUCCAGCCCUCUUCACCCCGCAGGACAGCAAUCUCCUUUGGGUACUAGUAAUCUGUCCUUCCCUUGGAGCCGUCUUCGCCUGCCAAGGUACAUCAUUCCUCUUCACUACCACCUCCUCCUGCACCCCAACCUCACAACUCUCAGUUUCACUGGCUCAGUGCAGAUCCAGAUUGAUGUCCAGAACAACACAAACUGGGUUGUAUUGCACAGCAAGGGUCUGCAGAUCUCCAAGGCCGCCAUAGUGGACCAGAACUUCGCUCACUUGUCUGAUCAGGUUCUUCCAGUUCUUCAUAACCCUUCCCAUGAGCAGAUUGGCAUUUUCUCUCCCAGGGUGCUCAGCAGCGGGCAAAAGUACUUUCUGUAUCUUGAGUUUGGGGCAGAAUUGUCAGAAGGCUUCUAUGGCUUCUAUAAGAGCACCUACAGAACCAGCACAGGAGAGACCAGAACAUUAGCUUCAACUCACUUUGAGCCCACGAGUGCUCGGAUGGCAUUCCCUUGUUUCGAUGAGCCGAGCUUCAAAGCUAACUUCUCCGUUCGGAUCAGGAGGAGUCCAGAGUACAUUUCUCUGUCCAACAUGCCUGUAGUCGAGACGUUUGAAGUAAACGCUGGCGUGCUUGAGGACCAGUUUGAUGCGAGUGUAAAGAUGAGCACUUACCUCGUAGCUUUUGUCAUCUGUGACUUCAAAUAUGUCACUGCAACGACAUCUUCUGGGGUGCAGGUGUCCAUCUAUGCCUCCCCUGAGAAGUGGCCACAAACCCGCUACGCCCUGGAGGUUGCUGUCAAAAUGCUAGACUUCUACGAGGAAUAUUUCAACAUCCACUAUCCUCUACCCAAACAAGAUCUGAUAGCCAUCCCAGACUUCCAGUCUGGUGCGAUGGAGAACUGGGGUCUGACCACCUACAGGGAGACCAGCCUGCUCUUUGAUCCCCUCACGUCCUCCAUUUCGGAUAAACUCUGGGUCACCAUGGUGAUCGGACAUGAGCUCGCCCAUCAGUGGUUUGGUAACUUGGUGACCAUGGAGUGGUGGAACGAUAUCUGGCUGAAUGAAGGAUUUGCCAGAUACAUGGAGUACAUCUCAGUGGAGGCCACCUACCCUGACCUCAAAGUGGAGGAAUAUCUUCUGCACACCUGUUUUUCAGCAGUUGGUCAUGAUUCGUUGAACUCUUCUCGGCCAAUAUCCAGCCCAGCAGAGAACCCGACUCAGAUCAAGCAGAUGUUUGACACAGUCUCCUAUGAUAAAGGAGCAUGUGUCCUCCACAUGCUGCGACACUUUCUGACAGACGAUGUGUUCCAGCGGGGGAUAGUACGAUACCUCCGCAAAUACAGCUACAGAAAUGCACACAACCAGGAUCUGUGGGACAGCCUCGCCAAUACAUGCUCCGAGGAGGACUUCAUGUCAGGAAAACACUGUUACAGCAGCAGCCAGGCCUCCAAGAAUGCAUACCUUUUUGCAGGAGAGCACAUGGACCUGACAGCCAUGAUGAACACUUGGACUCUGCAGAAAGGUAUUCCUCUGGUAACUGUAACUAGGAAAGGGCCCCAUCUGCUGCUGAGACAGGACCGGUUCCUGAGGACAGUGCUGCCUUCUGACCGUCUCUGGUCAACUUUGCAACAGGGUUUCCUUUGGCACAUCCCCCUGACAUACAAGACAGAUGCUUCCAGCACCAUCCACAGACACCUGAUGACAACACCCACAGACAGUAUUCAUAUAGGAGAGGAGGUCAGCUGGGUGAAAGUAAACACUGACAUGACAGGCUAUUAUGUGGUUCAUUAUGAGGAUGGUGGUUGGGACGAGAUGACAAAACUACUGAGGGAAAACCACACUGCUCUCAGCUACAAAGACAGGACUCACUUGAUACACAACGCCUUUCAAUUGGUCACGUCAGGUCAACUGUCGCUCGAUAAAGGCUUAGACCUGAUUGGUUACCUGCAAUUGGAGACGCACACUGUGCCUCUCCUUGAAGGAAUAGGCUAUCUGGAGGCCUUUUACCGGAUGACCGAGAAAAGGAAUGAGUUUGAUGUAAUAAGCAACCUGGGGAUGUACAUCCUGCGAUUUUUCCGUGCGGUCAUUGACCGGCAGACGUGGAGCGACAGGGGCUCUGUGUCCGAGCGACGGCUGAGAUCAGAGGUCCUGUCACUGGCUUGCCACCUGAAGGACCCUCCCUGUCUGGAGCGGGCACGUGAGAGCUUCAAAGACUGGCUUCAGUCCAACGGUACACUCAACUUGCCAACUGACGUGGCAGACACGGUGUUUUCAGUUGGAGCUCAGGAUGACCACGGCUGGGUUUCACUCUUACACACAUACAACAUGUCUCUCUCUGAGGCACAAAAAAGCAAAAUCCUGUUUGCCUUGACCUGCAGCAGAGACACAAACAAACUGCACAGUCUGCUGGAGUUGGGUCUUGAGGGGAAGGUGAUUCGAUCCCAGGACCUGUCCUCUGUCAUCCUGAUGGUGGCCAGGAACCCACAGGGAUAUCGCCUCACCUGGAACUUUGUCAAAAAGAACUGGGACACGCUGGUUCAAAAGUUCCAGCUGGGCUCGUUUUGUAUUAGAAACAUCCUCAUAGGCACCACAGGCCAGUUUUCAUCUCCAGAGGAGCUCACUGAAGUGCAGCAUUUCUUUGAGUCCAUCAAAGAGCAGGCGUCUCAGCUGAGAGCUGCUCAGUUGGCCCUGGACAACGUGCAGAAAAAUGUUCGCUGGUUUCAGAGGAACCUCGAGACUCUGAGAAACUGGUUGAACAAACAAUUGCAGUGAAAGACAGCAGAAAGACAGGUGGCGGUUAACAGACGCCACAGCUGGGAUAUUUCAAAGUUUCUUUGAAUUUUGUACGUGUUUUUAUUGGCUUAUUGUAAUAUGUUUGAUAUCACCGAAGAGCUGACAGUUUUGUAUAUAAUUACUGUUUUGUAAAUUAGCAGGGGAUUUGUUUGUUAGACCCAGACUGAGAGAGAGAUUACAUGCUCGGUAGUCUUUACCAGAUAGACAAUAAAAGUGUUGUACCUCCUGCCACCUUUGUGUGUGUUGCUGAAACAUAUCAUUGUGCUGAAUACAACCAGUGUGUGUUUGUUUGUGUA
Messenger RNA from Anarrhichthys ocellatus (wolf-eel), 3166 nucleotides. Its product is annotated as endoplasmic reticulum aminopeptidase 2-like. NCBI's taxonomy places the organism in Eukaryota, Metazoa, Chordata, Actinopteri, Perciformes, Anarhichadidae. The transcript is spliced from 20 exons. The coding region runs from base 12 to 2849 and encodes 945 amino acids. The record is from RefSeq and is a predicted model, not a curated record. Gene Ontology annotation, molecular function: metalloaminopeptidase activity; peptide binding; zinc ion binding. Gene Ontology annotation, cellular component: cytoplasm; membrane. Gene Ontology annotation, biological process: proteolysis; peptide catabolic process.